GUCCGGGCACCGAUGAUAUGUUCGAAGAAUGGCGCAGGAUGGGCUCUCAGCAAAGUAACCCCAGCACCUGCCUUCAUAAACGCUCCAACGCAUUCAAUCUUGAGACUUUAUUAUCUUGCAGUUACUAGCGGGUUCCAGUUUCAUUGCAAGGCGUCAAGGCUGGGAGCACUUUUCAAUCGGGGCGAUACCGAGCGCAGAGCUUGAAGGGCACCUCCCGGAUGCUCCUGUGGGGACCCUGCUGGCCAAUUGAUUCGGUGGGGAAGCGAUAACGGGCGCGCGAUGCUUAUCGAAAUUUUGAAUCGCGGGGUUGCGGCUUGACUUUAUGCUGUUUCCCGUUCCUCCUCAAGAGACGACAGCGUGCGACAACGAGACUUGUGCUGUUGCACUGCAAGCAGCCAUGGAUUCCGUUUUAGAACACAGUCUUCUGUAUUUCGACCGCUUGAGCUCCUACGUACUUGAUAUAUGGCAUGGCUAUCGGACCCCAAUACUGCUAUGCGCAUUCACUUGUCUAGUUCUCAUCAGGAUAUGCCUAUACAUUGUCCAUGGGCGGCCAGGAGAGCCUGUCGCAUUUGCGAGAGCACUUGGCACCGAUAUCGCAAAAGCCAAGCCGAAUCCACCAUCGUUGACGGACAAGGCCAUUGCGACGGACGAGAAAUCAAAGCCAAUCGAGCAACCAAAGGCGAAGGCCAUGGGGCCGCGUCGGAUCAGGGGCGAAGUAAAUAGAGACAAAACCGGCAAGGGGGCAGAGUCCGGGGGCCCACGAGAGAUACAACCGUUCGUUUUCUUCUCUUCUGUCACGGCAACGACGGACAAGAUUGCGCGCGAGUAUGCUGCGAGGCUCGAGGAUUCGGCGCGCGCUCUGCCGCCCACUGCGGGGUGCCAGGUACUUGCGCCAAAGGUGCUUGACCUCUCCGAAGUCGACUACGACGAGUACUUCAUCACGCCGCCGCAGCUAGAGCCGCAACAGACCGGAGGACGCGUCGAGCUGCUCUAUCUGCUGCUUCUUCCUAGCUUCAAUAUCGACACCAUAAAUGACACCUUCCUCGAGCACCUGCAGGAGACGCACCACGACUUCAGGAUAGACACAGCCCCGCUGUCGCCGCUGCUUGGUUACUCGGUGUUCGGGUUCGGCGACAGGGAGGGCUGGCCUACCGAGGAGGAAGGUUUCUGCUUCCAGGCCAAGGAGGUUGAUAGGUGGAUGGCAAAGCUGACAGGCCGUAAACGGGCUUGCCCCCUUGGGGUUGGAGACUCCAAGACAGACGCAGCGGAGCGUCUGUCCGAAUGGCACGAGGGGGUCGUCGACGUUCUCAGCCUGUUGGCCCAAACCGGCUCGCUCGGUGAAGGCGUGCGUGGUUCGGGAGACGCUGUGGAGAGUGAGGACGAAGGAGCGUCCGAGGCGGACGACGGCGAGGUGCUUAUUGACGAAGAUGCUCCAACUACCAAGAAGAAGGCUGGGCGCAAGGCGGCCUCAGGGACUCUCGACGACGUAGAGGACAUCGGCCGGGUCUUGGAGGCGUCGCGGACAGAUGGCUCGCCUGCGGCACCCGUCGCUAUCGACUUCACCACGUAUGACAAAACGAGCUCUAGCAGGACAAGAAAGCCGGCUGCCCAAACGACCAAGGAGAUGGUACCCAAGAGCUCACCCACAUAUGCUGCCCUGACGAAGCAGGGGUACGCCAUCGUGGGCUCCCACUCAGGGGUCAAAAUCUGCCGCUGGACCAAAUCGGCGCUGCGGGGGCGCGGCAGCUGCUACAAGUACUCCUUUUAUGGCAUCAACAGCCACCAGUGCAUGGAGGCGACGCCGUCGCUCUCAUGCUCCAACAAAUGUGUUUUUUGUUGGAGACACGGCACGAAUCCGGUUGGGACGACCUGGCGCUGGGUCGCGGACGCGCCGGACCUGAUCUUCGACGGCAUCCAGAAGAACCACUACCAGAAGAUCAAGAUGAUGCGGGGCGUCCCGGGGGUGCGGGCCGAGCGGUUCGCCGAGGCGAUGCGGAUCCGACACUGCGCGCUCUCCCUCGUCGGCGAGCCCAUCUUCUACCCGCACAUCAACGAGUUCCUGGCGCUGCUGCACGGCGAGCGCAUCUCGUCCUUCCUCGUCUGCAACGCGCAGCACCCGGACCAGCUCGCGGCGCUGGGCCAUGUGACGCAGUUGUACGUGUCCAUCGACGCCUCGAACCGCGAGUCGCUGCGGCGCGUCGACCGGCCCCUGCACCGCGACUUCUGGGAGCGCCUGCAGAGCUGCCUCGAGAUCCUGCGCGAGCGCCGCUUCCGCCAGCGCACCGUCUUCCGGCUCACGCUCGUCAAGGGCUUCAACGUCGAGGACGAGGUCGAGGGCUACGCCGACAUGGUCGAGAAGGCCCUGCCCUGCUUCGUCGAGGUCAAGGGCGUCACGUACUGCGGCACCUCCACCUCGGCCGGCGCCGGCCUCAGCAUGGCCAACGUGCCCUUCUACCACGAGGUGUGCGACUUCGUCACGGCCCUCGAGGCCGCGCUCCGCCGCAGGGGCCUGGCCUACGGCCUCGCCGCCGAGCACGCGCACUCGUGCUGCGUGCUGCUGGCGAGCGAGCGGUUCCGUGUCGAGGGCAAGUGGCACACCCGCAUCGACUACGACCGCUUCUUCGAGCUGCUGGACGAGAAGGGCCCGCACGGGGACUUUUCUCCAGAGGACUACAUGGGCCCCGAGACGCCCGAGUGGGCGACCUGGGGCAACGGCGGGUUCGACCCAAGAGAUCAACGAGUGGAUCGGAAGGGCCGGCCGAUAGAGGCCUAGGGCGGCAUAUGUUUCUAUACGCAGAUUUUGUAAGCACACUUCGUAUGAAAGAGAUGCACAAUGAUAAACUUGUUCAUUUUUCUCUUUUUGAAUUUGCAGUGUGUCAAUGUUUGACCCUUAGCACCGCGCCAUCCAAGUCUCCAGAUCCCUUUCUUUUUGUUCUCGCCCCAGUGACGCCCAGCCACCAGUGACCCCUCAUAAAAAAAGACAUGGGUUUAUAUACAUGAUGUUCUACAGUAUGGGUCCGUCUCCCUCCCGCUUACCCGUAUAUAUCCCUCUCCGUAUUAUACAAGGAAAGGGAGCAAGAGUCGUCUGGAAGGGGUUCGGAGAAGGAGCCGUCAGCCAUCGAGGGGCUCUCGUGGCACGGACUUUGCGGCUCCUCCUUGCUUCUCCGAGGGUGGCUAUUGGUCUGUCCGUCUUUCCAACAGAAUGCACG
Gaeumannomyces tritici R3-111a-1 is the source of this 3209-nucleotide messenger RNA. Its product is annotated as tRNA wybutosine-synthesizing protein 1. Gene Ontology annotation, biological process: wybutosine biosynthetic process. The transcript is spliced from 2 exons. The record is from RefSeq and is a predicted model, not a curated record. The coding region runs from base 323 to 2773 and encodes 816 amino acids. Gene Ontology annotation, molecular function: catalytic activity; 4 iron, 4 sulfur cluster binding; FMN binding. Lineage: Eukaryota; Fungi; Ascomycota; Sordariomycetes; Magnaporthales; Magnaporthaceae.